GCGACACAACAAAUGAAAGCGUGACGUGAAUCGCUGGUUUGCCAUACCGCGUCGGGAUAAUGUCGUUCGAGAAGAAAAACGUUGUCCGUUUGUAAAGCAGGCUACAUAAAAGCCCCGUAAUUUAAUCCCGGCACUGUUUUAUCACGCAGUUGCCAGAAAAUGGAAGCAGACUAUCAACCGACGCUAAGCCCUACGCGAACUUUGACAGCAAUAGCUAAUGACGUCGAAGACCCAUACCCAAGUUUGUCAGAUUAUCAUGAUUAUGAGCCCAACUUGGAGUUCGAUGAUACUGAGUUACAAACCACUCCAAAUAAUGCUGUACAGCUUUUAGAAGAAAAAUUGGAUUUAACUAGCAGUGGUGCAGGUACUGGGAUAGAUUAUCUGGAGAGUCCAGUAAGCGAUGGGACAAUCGAAGAAAACUUUGAAGAAGCUUUAGUAGAUGCUCCAGUUAUUGAAUCCGCAGAGGAUCUUGCUGCAUUGGAUGGUGAACUUGCGGAUGAAGAAGAUUAUCUUGAUAUUUCAAGAUAUGGCAUUGUAGAAGUGGUUGGUGAUGAUAGUGCUGGUCGUAAAAUAAUAGUAGUAUCUGCAUGUAAAUUACCUCCUGUUGGAAAAGAAACAUUUAAUCAUGCUAAACUUCUCAGGUAUCUCACACAUACUUUAGACACAUUUGUAGAACAAGACUAUAGUUUAGUUUAUUUUCACUAUGGUCUUACUUCAAAAAACAAACCACCAUUAUCCUGGUUAUGGCAAGCAUAUAAAGCUUUUGAUAGAAAGUAUAAAAAAAAUUUGAAAGCUCUGUAUUUAGUACACCCAACUAAUUUUAUUAGAAUUGUAUGGCAAAUAUUUAAGCCAGCCAUCAGUGCAAAGUUUGGCCGGAAAAUGAUGUAUGUCAAUUAUUUAGAGGAACUGGCACAAUAUAUUAAUCUUGAUCAACUUAUUAUACCUCCUCAAGUAAUAGAACAUAAUGAACAGCUAAUGUUAAAGAACAAAAAGAAUUUACCAACAAGUCCACCUCAGAGUACGGUAACAACACCGGUUGGUACCACUCAGUUUGGAGCAAGUCUCCUAUUUAUUAAAGAAAAUAAUAAUGGCGAUCCUAUACCACCAAUAGUGCGACAAUGUGUUGAAUUUCUCGAUACACCUGAUGCAUUAGAAACAGAAGGAAUAUUUAGAAGAUCAGCUAAUGUAGCUGUAGUUAAAGAACUUCAGAACCGUUGUAAUCAAGGAUUACCUGUUGAUUUUCAAGGAGAUCCACAUAUAGCAGCCGUUCUUCUUAAAACAUUUCUACGAGAAUUAGAUGAACCUCUUAUGACGUAUGAAUUAUACGAUGAAAUAACACAAUUUCAAUCCCUGUCGAAAGAUGAACGUCCAAGAAGAGUUAAAAUAUUAGUACUAGAAAAACUUCCAGAAGACAAUUAUCAGCUUUUAAAAUAUAUUGUACAAUUUUUAUCGAGGGUAAUGGAUAGGUGUGAUUUAAACAAAAUGACAUCAAGUAAUCUCGCCGUCGUGUUUGGUCCAAAUCUUGUCAGAGCACCACCAUCUUGUGGGAUGUCGCUUUCUGCGAUAGGUCCCAUUAAUCAAUUCAUAGAUUUUUUGUUUACUCAUCAAGAUAAAAUAUUUAUUAUUUAAAGAAAGUGCAGUACUG
Molecule: messenger RNA, 1645 nt
Organism: Habropoda laboriosa
Lineage: Eukaryota; Metazoa; Arthropoda; Insecta; Hymenoptera; Apidae
Gene: RhoGAP68F
Product: rho GTPase-activating protein 1
Exons: 10
Coding region: 160-1629 (489 amino acids)
Biological process (GO): negative regulation of endocytic recycling; small GTPase-mediated signal transduction
Cellular component (GO): cytoplasm
Molecular function (GO): GTPase activator activity
Source: RefSeq, a predicted model, not a curated record